AUGAGACGUGUGUCAGCGAAGUUUGUUCCAAAAUUGCUAAAUUUUGACAUCAACCCAGAUAUACUCAAAAGGGUCAUAACUGGUGACGAAUCAUGGGUAUAUGUACAAACUUUUUAUGAUGGCCGGGAAGAUGCCAAUGGCGAGCCUCGCUCUGGACGCCCAACCUCGUCAGCAAUCGAUGAAAACGUUCAAGCAGUGAAGAAAAUUGUUUUGGAAAAUCGUCGAAUCACUAUUAGAGAAAUUGCUGAGGAUGUUGGUAUAUCGGUUGGCUCCUGCCAUAAAUUUAUUUCUAACGUUUUGGGCAUGAGACGUGUGUCAGCGAAGUUUGUUCCAAAAUUGCUAAAUUUUGACAUCAACCCAGAUAUACUCAAAAGGGUCAUAACUGGUGACGAAUCAUGGGUAUAUGGUUAUGAUAUCGAAACAAAAGCCCAAUUGUCCCAAUGGAAGAGCCCAGGUGAGCCAAGACCGAAUAACGCACGACAAGUUCGAUCAAAUGACAAAGUUUUGCUCACUGUUUUCUUCGAUUACCAUGGCGUGGUGCAUCAGGAGUUCUUACCAUAUGGUUGUAUGGUCAAUAAACAGUAUUAUGUUGAAGUUAUGCGCCGUUUGCGAAAAGCAAUACGAAGAAAACGUCCAGAACUGUGCAAAAACAAUUCAUGGAGUACAUAA
Messenger RNA from Hydra vulgaris (swiftwater hydra), 669 nucleotides. The record is from RefSeq and is a predicted model, not a curated record. Lineage: Eukaryota; Metazoa; Cnidaria; Hydrozoa; Anthoathecata; Hydridae.